This is a messenger RNA of Argentina anserina (silverweed cinquefoil), 1551 nucleotides long. RefSeq lists its product as uncharacterized. The transcript has a single exon. NCBI's taxonomy places the organism in Eukaryota, Viridiplantae, Streptophyta, Magnoliopsida, Rosales, Rosaceae. The record is from RefSeq and is a predicted model, not a curated record. Bases 1 to 1551 code for a protein of 516 amino acids. Gene Ontology annotation, cellular component: intracellular membrane-bounded organelle.
AUGUCUCCUUCAACGACUCAUAAUUUCCUCUUCACUCUAUUCCUCAUCUUCUUCAUCACUGCGGCCUCAGCCUUUUGGCCCGAAUCAAAUUUCCCCCCCAAUUUUCACUCCUUGUACACCCACCACUGCAACGACGUCGUUCCCAACUCCCACGCUCCCAACUCGGAACUUGCCAUCGACAAUGGAUACUUCACCGGCGGCGACAGUCUAUUCGGCCAAACCCCAAACACAACCGCCUUGAAUUUCCAGAGAAAAGUCUACUUCCAAGCCAAAUACGACGGCCCAAUCCUCAGAGGCUACUUAAUUCUCGCAAACGAAUCCGCUCCGGGGACAACAGGACUGUUUUCUCUCAACGGGCACUAUUCAGAUUCCGUUAGCAAGCUUUGUAUGGUUGGAGGCGGGUCUGUAGGUGUUGUUCUGAAGCUUAAAUAUCCCAAAAACUCGAGCAUAUUCGAUAGUUUAGUGACGGGGACUCUAGAGUUCGUGUCUGGUGAGAAUGAUACUGAUGUGAGCUCUUUGGGACUUAUCUCAAUAUUGGGGUUAUCUCAGAAGUCUGGUUAUCAGCCCACAUUCAUCGACUCCUUGGUGGGUUCUGAUAGAGGGGAGAGUUUGGGUAUGGAUAGCUUAUCUCUGGAACAACUGGGUGGUUCGAUACAGAGUGUAUGCAAACUUAUUGGUGGUUUUAGAGUUGAAAAUUAUGAAUUGGAGUAUGAGAGUGGUUACGGAAAUCUUGUUGGGGGAGAUGUUGGAUAUGUAUCAACAAUGUUGGUUUCUGAGACUUGGUGUGAAGAUGGGAAGAUGCAGAUGUUGCUGAGGUUCCUCAACUCGAGCGUUAGUGAAGGGUAUAGCUUCCCCUUGGAACCUAGAACAACUUUGAUCGCUGAAGGGGAAUGGGUUGACAAGGAGAAUCGUAUGUUAGUUGUUGCGUGCCGGAUUUUGAACUUUACAGAGUCAUUAACUAAUGCUGUUGUGGGAGAUUGUUCGACUAGACUCGACUUUACUUUUCCUGCAAGGUUGUCUCUAAGGAAUAGGGCUAGAAUUGUUGGGCAUAUCUGGAGCAAUAGAACGGUGGGUGAUAUUGGAUUUCACACACUAUCCGAACAGUCAACGGGCGUGGUAGUUUUCAUGUAUGAAUUCACUGAGUAUGACACAGUGAAGAAAUUGUGUGAUGUGAAAACUAGGGGAGGAAAGGGAAAGAAAUACCCUGAUGAGCAUUCAGCAGAAAUGAACCUUCAUAUGGUAGUGAGAAAUGGUACGGGGCAGACUGGAGGCGCUCAUUUAUUCCCAUUGUUUGUGGAUGGUGACCAAAGUAGUGUGGUGAAUAUGAGCUAUGAGUUAAUCUUCAGAUUCACUGAUGGAUUCAAUUUCUUUGACAAGGGUUCCUCGGAUUCUACAAGAGUAUCAGCUGAAGGUUCUACAAGAGUAUCAGCUGAAGGAAUAUACAAUAGAGAUAACGGUUAUCUUUGCAUGAUAGCAUGUAGGCAUGCAUUUUCAAAAGAUCAAGAACUGAUGGAAAACGAUAUACUAGCUAGACUGUGCUAUCAAUAUUAG